CAAUAUUUCAGUCUACGCUCCGACGUCGUAGAGUUACAAGCACGAAAAUGGCGUGCCUGAACAGAAUUUCUUCAACCCGUUGCUGCUGUAGUUUCUGAGCGGAGGCCGGUCCACAAGUUGGUCCGUCCAUAAUAACAGGCACGGGAUUUUAGUCAUCGCAUAAGAACGACAGCUUGAUUAUUCCUUUUUUUCUAAAUACGAAAUAAUCAGAUUACCAAGGAAACGAUCGAUCGUGUGAAAGUAUAAAUAAGAAAAAUAAAAACGCAAACGACACGAAAAGGAAUUAAAGAAACUAAGGAAGAUCAAGAAUAAAAAUCCAUCACCCGUGCAUCUUUGGUAACAAGUACGACCGGUUCGUCCGGAGAUUUGUUACUUACUGUUUAAUUUAUUGUUGUGUGACGGUGAAAAACAUACCAAUUUUGGACGUGGUACCCCCGUUCAGGAACUAACGGCGAUUUUUACGAAAUAACAGUUAAAGAUAACUAAUUAAAAGUUGAGAAUCGAAACCUCGAAGAGAUCACGCGAAACGAGUAGUCCCGAUCACCGAUUGUAUUGAGUGGACGUUUGCAGCCGAUCUCUCCGUGACCAAGGACUAAUAUGAUGCAAAUGUGAUUAGGAAGAACAAGUGGAUAUAAAAGAUUAAUAUAAACCUAUUAGCAAGUUGAGAAACAACGAUGCAAAUAGAUGAAAACGUGAUAUUAUUGUCGAUACAUACGUGUAGUUGUGUAUUAGUAUUGUAAUUUGAAAAUAGUUAAAAAAACAGGAAAGAAAACUUAUCAUUUACGCAUGAGUAUAAAUGCAGUUCGACGAAGAUUAAACACGAUUUUUAGUGAGGCAGAAAACGGAAGGUAAUAUUAUAAGUGAAACUAGGAGGAAAGAAAACUUUUUUUUCUUACUACGUAAAAAAUGUUGAUGAAGUGACCAAAUAAAGUUUUUUACAAUAUAAAAUUGUGCCGGGUAAAGAUAAAGCGUGAAAACAAUCAAUCGGUAUAUAUUAAACGAAAACGUUAAUAGUUAUAGUUUUGACAAUAUUUGGUAAAAAAAAAAAUAAAAAUAAAAAAUAAAUAACUUGAAACGUGUAAUAUAAUAGUCAGGUGGUGUUUUAUAAUAACAACAAUAAAAAUCAUUGAAAAACAAUACAAACAGUCAAACGAUCGGUGGGGAAUAGUGGUGCGUGCGGUAUCGUAGUACGAAUAUGAGAGUUGCUAGGCAGCAUCCGUUGCAUUUACAAGUGACGCGAACGAAUAAUGGAAAAUUUCUCGUCAAUUCGAACGGUAGUCAACACGAUGUUGGCGGUCAGCAACGGCGGCAACACCAGCAUCUGCAGCAACAGCAACUGCUGCAACAGCAGCAGCAGCAGCAUCAUCAUCAUGCUCAGCAAUUGCAACUGCAGCAGCAGCAGCAACAGCAGCAGCAGCAACGACAACAGCAGCAGCAACACCAACAGCGGGGCAACGGCGAUCAGCAACAGUUACAGCAAAAAACGACGAACGAAGAGACGACGAACGGUAACGUUUCAACGGCGGCUUUUCCGAGCUGCGAAUCCGUCCCGACGCCAAAUCAUGGACCGACUUUGUUGGGGGAAAGGUUCUUGCUCGUCGGACCUGCCGAGGGCAGCGCGCUGUAUCGAUGCAUCGACGUGAAAACUGGUCAGCAACUCGUUGCCAAGGCGUUGACCGUCGGCGACAAGGGAGGUCAGGCCCUUCUCGAGGCGCAUCUUCGUCUCGACGGAACCGGGGCUGCGAGUGGAGUUGCUGGAGUCGUCGACGCGCCUGGUGGACGACGGUACCUUCUCCUGGAGGGACACCACGGGGAUCUUCACGCCUACGUAAGAGCCCGUAGACGACUGCGGGAGCCCGAAGCUCGUCGACUCUUCAGACAGGCUGCCAAGGCCGUUUCAACCUGUCAUGAAAACGGCGUUGUUUUACGGGACCUGAAAUUACGGAAAUUCGUAUUCGCCGAUGAAACAAGGACGAAAUUACGUUUGGAAAGUUUGGAGGAUGCUGUGAUCGUCGAAGACGACAAUGAUAAACUUGCUGACCGGAGAGGAUGUCCGGCGUACGUUGCACCGGAAGUUUUACGCUCGGGACGUGCGUACUCCGGAAAAGCAGCUGACAUUUGGUCGCUUGGGGUUCUUCUCUACACAAUGCUCGUCGGUCGGUAUCCGUUUAACGACGCUGAGCAUGCUUCUUUGUUCGCUAAAAUAUCACGAGGACAAUUCGCCGUUCCUGAAGGGCUCAGUCCGAGGGCUCGGUGUCUGGUCAAGGCUCUGCUGAGGAAGGAACCUUCAGAACGUCCGCAUGGGGAAGAUGUUGUCCGACACCCAUGGCUAUCAAGACCUUUGAAUUAUCCUCAACCGGCAGCACGAUCACCCCACGAUCAGCUCGUACCGCAAUCGGCAACGAAUUACUCUCAAGACUGAUUAUACUGCAAGAAUAUUCCACUGUGUGAUCUUUCGGACGAACGUAUUUUUCUUUAAAUUUGUGUGUAAACUUGAAACAAAACAAAUGCACAUAUAUACAUGUAUUCCUACGUGUAUAUAUAUAUAUUAGCACUUUUCGAUUUCGGUUUGUUUGUUUCGUUUCGAUUUGAUUUGUUUACUAAGAUCUGGGUUUUUUCUGAGAAAUUGUGAUCUUCGAAGAAAGCAGGCCUUCCAUUGAACUCAAUGAAAUGAUUUCGAUUACAAGUUGAAAAAUUGUUGCAGUUUGACCCCUUUUUUACAAACUAUUCAUUAUUAAAAAUCAUUGCGCUAACGUUCUCUCAUUGACAACGUUUCAAAGGUAACCAUAUUUUUUGACACGGUAUGGCGAAAAGAAUAUAAUCAUUUAAGAUCCCCUAAGACCUCCUAGGACUUAUUAGCGCUGAAUUCUUUACUAAUCACGAUGUUUAGAUAACUAGAAAAUGCUCUGAUAAUCGAUGAAACGAAUAGAUUCGAAUUCUCAUUUAUUUAGCAACCAUGUCAACGUUCGUAUGUAAAAUUUUUUGUGUGAUUAUGCUCCUCCGUCUUCAAUUAUUACUAACUAAUUCGGCCAUUGAGUAGCAAUUUUUUUCAUUUGACUGGGUUAUGUGAGCACUGUUCUUAUAUUGGAAGUACGUGGGAGGUCUUAAGAACGUUGUCAGACUAUGAAAAUAAUGGAGAGUGGAUUUUAUAAAGUGCGCUAGGAAUAUUGAAUUCUUAUUUAUUUUAUUAGUUUGUAUACAAGUAUGUUACGUUGCGUUUACGAAUGAAAAAAUCUGAUAAGGGAUUCAUUCGCCGUCAUAAAUGAUGCUUGUUUUCCAUAAGAGUAAUUUGUGACAAUUUUCAGCUCUGUUCAACUCAGCAACGUUAAAUCGUUUACAGACGUUUAUUAAAGCACGUAGAACAUGUGUUAAAUCUCAUAGUUUUUGAUUUCUUUUGGUCAAUAAGAUUCAUAAAUGAACAUCGUGAGUAUUGUUUUGAUACACUUAUGGCACUUUGUGCUAGUUUCCUUUGAAUAUUGCAUUUUUUGUUCAUCAUCUCAUAUGCGCAGAAGUUCGUUGCACGUUAAAAAUGAAACAAUGAAGUUAUUUUUUAGUAAAUUCCACGCUCAUAACUCAUAAAUAUUACUGCGGACUUUACAUGCUGUCCGAAAGAUAACAGAGUUAAGAAAUUUAUAUUAUAAAAGAUCGCACACAUAUACAGGGUGUCGCAAUGUCUAUUGUCUACAGAAUUUACAUAUUGUUUUUCUUAACUGAACUAUCCGAAAACCAAAUUGAUAGGUUACAGAAAUUAAAGAAAUUGCCGACAGCCUAUAGUAUAUGUAUGCUACAUACUAAUAAAUAUAUCACUCAUUAUAAAAGCAUAGGUGGGGAAUUGUAAUUGUGAUUGUUAAUUUUAAUAUUACAUCAUGAGUAAAUGCAGUUAAAUAAUUCUGUAGCAGGGUGAAUUUUACGAAGCGAAAAUCGCAGUCUUUCUUACGCUUCCGAGAGAUGUUUUCUAAAAUUCAUGUCGAGCUAUUCAAAAGUCGCAAUUUUGCUUCUCGUCGUCAGUUUUUGUGCCUGCGACAUUUUGCUGAUAUCAUUUAGUCUCCGACGUAAAUUCUAAUGGCGCGAUGAAUAGAAACCUGCAUAUUCACCUAUGCGUUUAUAAUUUGGUAUUGAAGUUCCGAAUAUUACACAUUGUUUUUCCCUAUCUCUUAAGUAACUGCUUUUUUCGCCAGGUAGUUGCACCAAGCGUGUUCCUAAACAUAUAAAUGUAGAUUAUAAAUAUAUACACGCGAAUAUAUACUAACGCGAUCAUGUAAAUAAUACGUCAAUCGAAUAAAUUCUACGUAUAAUUAGGUAGGCUAAUUAUCAAAUCCUGUACAUACAAGCAAAUACAAAGUCUUUUGAAUGUAAA
Molecule: messenger RNA, 4357 nt
Organism: Diprion similis
Lineage: Eukaryota; Metazoa; Arthropoda; Insecta; Hymenoptera; Diprionidae
Gene: trbl
Product: tribbles homolog 2-like
Exons: 4
Coding region: 1196-2422 (408 amino acids)
Biological process (GO): regulation of MAP kinase activity; protein phosphorylation; positive regulation of proteasomal ubiquitin-dependent protein catabolic process
Cellular component (GO): nucleus
Molecular function (GO): protein kinase activity; mitogen-activated protein kinase kinase binding; ATP binding
Source: RefSeq, a predicted model, not a curated record